CAGGAGCAGAUCUGUCUGUGAUUUUGUGGUCCAUAAUCUUUGGUGGAGAUAUGAGACUGAAGAGGAGCUGUGACUGAGGCCAAACACAGACAGACAUGGACAAACAGAAAGUGCUGGGCAAAUUGAUUUUGGAUCUGCAGUCCUUCCUGUCUGCUCUAGACUCAGAGAACCUGAGCAACAUUGCUCAGGCUCAGAAGAAAUCCAUCUCAGAGCUGCUGUCCAAACUGCAGACUAAUGAAAACCCAGUGGAAGAUGCUGAAUACAUGAUCAUGAGCUGUCCAUCAUCAUCGCCUUGCAACAAGCUCGCAGACUCACCUGGGAAAGAUGGUGUUUGUUUCCCUGAGCUGAACUCAAGGCAGGACUCCUCCAUUUGGCUGAAGAAUGGAAAUCAGGGCCCAACAGUGCCACCCCUCCCAGCAGGAGGUUUAGGAGAUGAUGAUGAAGAUACAUAUGAGGAGGCAGAACCCUACAUACCUGCUGACACAACCAUGUCAAACACUGAGAAGGCGGAAUCAGACAGCAGUCACUACGAGUCCUAUGGUGAUGAGGACAACGAUGAGGACAAUGAGGGGGAGGAGCUUGUAAAGGACAAAGCUCACUACAUCCAGUGGAGUGCCUCUCAGCCAUGCCUAAGGCCCGCCCCUGAGUCUCGCCUCUGUGGUUACCUGUGGAGGAGAAAGUGGCUGGGACAGUGGACCAAACAGCUGUUCAUCAUCAAGAACAACAUGCUGCUGUGUUAUAAGUGUGCCCGAGACCUGCUACCACACCUGGAGCUGAGCCUGCUUGGCUGCCAGCUUGUCUACAAGUCAAAGAGCAACAGGAAGAUCCAGCACCAGCUCAAACUGGUUCUACUGGGCUCAGAGACACUGGUGCUGGGCUACAGUACCUUCCAGCAGGCCGACGAAUGGAGGAAGGUUAUAGAGGAGGUGAGUGUUGGAGGCGAAGUGGAAAUUGAUCGUUCAUCAUCUUUGAUCAAAUUAGAGCAGCAGCUCUCCUGCAGGUCUAGUACAGUCCAAAGCCACUCUGAGGAGGAGAAAUCUCCAGCUUGCGGCGGCCUCGACAAAGAUAAAGGUUUCCUUAACGUGCUGAUGAACUGUCAGUGGCAGAGUUUACUGUGUCGUGUUGAUGCCGGUUCACUCAACAUGUUUGGAGAAGAGGAGGACGACAGAGGGUGGGCAAAGAGGGAGCGAUCUCCUCAGUACACCAUCCAGCUCAGAGGGUGUGAGGUGCGAGCCGGGCCUGAUACUGACCACUCCUACAGGAUCACACUGAGCAUGCUCACUGACCAGGUUGCUAUGCUUGAGGUCAGUAGUUCAGAGGAAAAGGAGCACUGGUUGAAGCUGCUGCAGGAUGGAUCUGACAGUCACACUCACCAUAACAACAAAGCCCUGGAGCAUACAGGUGCUGCUCUCAGCGGGCUACAGACUCGGAGCUUUCCUACUUCCAACACUUACAUGGAUGAGCCUUCCCACCUGAGUGGACAUGGUCUGGACCAGCCAGUCUACUCCAACACGUCCAUACUGGAACACAUGCUCCGAACGUCACAGGAUUCAGUUCACUGCAGCUCUGUGUCAUCCAAAGAUUCAGUGACCUACAGCAAUGCAGUUUUCACUUGCCACAACAGGAAGGCAGGUGAGAUGGAACGUAAUGUUCAGAAGCUGGAACUGACUGGCAAGAGGCCUGUGCAGCUGAGAGCCGGCUCGGAGAUUAACCUUGCAUCAGCAGGGAAACAAAACAAACACACCUCUUUUAGACAAUCACUGGCUGUCUGUACAGAGCGUGCUCAGGUGGGUUUCCUGAAUCCUCUGCUGCGACGGACGGCCUCAGCUAAAAACUCUCUGAGACGAGCUCCCUCUGCACUGUUCAUUGAACAUGGGAAGGUUUUCCUGAGAAGGAAGGAGUGGGAAACCAAAGCUGCUACUUGACACCAGCUGAUUGUCUAAUUGUUUGUGUCUGUUUUGUGUUCUUUACAAAUGUGUUUUGUAAUUGUGUAUUUCUUUGUUGUUAUUUGUGUGUCUCACUGUGGUAAUUUGACAUCUCUUUGUAGUCAUUUUAUGUCUCCUUGUAGUAAAAUUGUUGUUUUGUGUCUUUUUGCAGUGGUGUAGUUUAAUUUUGUUUGUCUUUGUUUUCUGUCUCUUUGAUACCCGAUAUCAGAAAUCCAUUCUCCUACACAGCAGUAGACAAAUAUGGCAGAAUGCUGAGCAGUGUACUCAGGUUUUUUUUUUUCUGUUUGUGUUCAGUAUCAACAUGCUUUCUGUAUCACCAGAAUAUUUUGCUCACAAACUCAACAGCGGCGUUGAGAAAAAGUUUCUUUUUCCCUGCUCCUUCUCUGUGAUUAAUCAGUGGUAUGAAUUUCAAGAACCAUGUUUAUUUAAAUUUAUUUUGUUAUGUCCCACAUCAUUAUUGAUAUUGUAAUGGCCUGCAUAUUAUUGUAAUCUGUACAUAUUACUUUGAAUCAGUCUAUCUCUAUCACUUAUUCGUAUAGUUUUUCUACUGAUUGAAUUUUACAAUCUCAGGGGAAUGUUUCUGAUGAUGUUGGAAUAAAUGCU
Molecule: messenger RNA, 2549 nt
Organism: Solea senegalensis (Senegalese sole)
Lineage: Eukaryota; Metazoa; Chordata; Actinopteri; Pleuronectiformes; Soleidae
Product: actin filament-associated protein 1-like 2
Exons: 16
Coding region: 96-1925 (609 amino acids)
Biological process (GO): inflammatory response; positive regulation of interleukin-8 production; positive regulation of DNA-templated transcription
Cellular component (GO): cytosol
Molecular function (GO): SH3 domain binding; SH2 domain binding
Source: RefSeq, a predicted model, not a curated record